Pocillopora meandrina is the source of this 5595-nucleotide messenger RNA. Lineage: Eukaryota; Metazoa; Cnidaria; Anthozoa; Scleractinia; Pocilloporidae. The record is from the annotation of a GenBank genome assembly.
CAUUUUCGGCCCUCCACGUGAUGAUUUCCACUUUACUAUUUUUAUUUUCAAAAAUUCAGCACGUUCAAAAUGAUAAUCCCAAGUGUAUAUCUGAAAGGAGGGACUCUAGUGGAUCCAAAGGAUGGGGAAAAAAUUGAAGAUGUAACAGGCUGCCUCGAUACAAUUUCUUUGUGCCCAGAGUUUACCAUCGUUUAUCUUGAUAAAGUCCAGGAGACAAAAGAAUUUGGAAAGAAAGUUAUGCAUAGGACCUCUUGUUGCGUAGAAAUUGAACUGAAUUCUGAAGACGAGGUCUUAGAUAUACUGGAUUCUGGUGCUAACAGUGUCAUCCUUAACAAAGAUCACCAACUGCAUAGCCUGGGAGAAUUUUUACCCAGAGAAAGGAUUGUCUGCAAAUUACCUGAUCAAGAGUGCUCUGUAGCUGAGUUGGCCGAAGAAAUCAAUGACCUAAAACACAGAUCUAGCACUUUUCUUUUGUGUCCUAAAAAAGCUUCCCUUGCGGAUGAAUCAUGCCUUGUCGAGUCUAUAAAGGAACUAAAGACACACCUGUGUGACGAUGUGAAACUCAUACUAUCAAUCGAUGGGGUGAUUUUGUCCUCAACCAUCUCACAGCUUCACUUCCUCGGAGUUCAGGUUCAACUAAGUACAACUUGGUUGCUAAAUGAUCUCAGUCUUGGAGAGAUUAUCGCAUCCUGUCUUAAAAGUGACCGAUCUGAUGGACUCUACCCAACUCUUGUGGUAAGUCUCUUAUGUAUAUGACAUGGGUCAGUUGUGGGAGGUUUUAAGGUGCAUGUCCAGAAAAGGUAAUGAUUUACUAUGGUAGAACAACUUGAAAUGCCACCAAAUGCAGGUAAGAUGCUAGUUUAGGAUCCUUUCCCCACCACUUCUCAUGGUAAAACCCUGUGCACACCCCUCAUUGAUUUCAACCAGUGCUUGUUGAGGGAGGAGGUGGCUUGGAGAGAGGAGGGAGGGGGUGGUAUGUUUUGAAGGAGCUGAUAAGGUACAGAAAGUAAGAUAAGAUGUCAGAUGCAUGAUAGAGUCUGAAUCUGAUGAGGCAGAGGUGUGGGACUCAAUGUGAAACAUAACUCAGUGUUUUUUCUUUAAUUUUUAUUAAACUGCACACUUUUUUGUUGUCAUUCUCAGACAGAUGAGCAUAAUAUUGCAUUAGGAUUGUGUUAUUCAAGUUCUGAGAGUAUUCAAGAAGCAGUGAAAACCAAGAAAGGGGUGUAUUUUUCAAGAAAAAGAGGAUUAUGGAGGAAAGGGGAAACAUCUGGAAACCAACAGGUAAAUUCUUGAGUAUGAAAAAAAAAAAUGAUGUUUAAGUCUGAGUUGGUGAAGAAAGCAAGCUCUUACCCUUAAAGUCUACUUUUUGGAUUUUGGAAAAAGCAAACUUUGGAGCUAACUCUCUUUUUCUAACACAAAGAAUCUUUGUCUUGUCUGAGCUUAAGGAUUGAAUUUUCAAAUAAAAUUUUGUUUGCAGGAUUUAUUGCAAAUUCAUUUAGACUGUGAUUGUGAUACCCUGAAGUUUGUUGUACGUCAGCUUGGACAAGGAUUCUGCCACCUUAACACAUGGACUUGCUUUGGAGAUAACAAUGGUUUACCAUUACUGAUGAAUACAUUAAAGUCCCGCAAAGAGUCAGCUCCUCCAGGAUCCUACACAAGUCGCUUGUACAAUGAUAGUAAACUGCUGCAUGCCAAGAUCCGUGAAGAGGCAGAGGAAUUGUGUGAAUCUGAAACAAAAGAGGAGAUUACUUGGGAAGCAGCUGAUGUUUUGUAUUUCACACUAGUGAAAUGUGCCAAGGCAGGUGAGUAAAAGCUGUGUUUAGGGAAGGGGAAGAUGAGUGACAAUGAUUGUCUGCUGGGUACAUUUUUAUGGAUUGUCAAUGUCAAAGAGAAACAGAUAUCUGGAGGGGGGGCAGGGAGACAGUUUUAAGACAUUGAGGGAAUUGCUGGUUUAAGAGAGGGAAGUCUACCCAUGAAGUAAAGAAACUAUUAUGAUAAUAGUAAUGAUGAUGAUAAAAGUGUUGAGCAAAGCAAUGACUUAUUUUAGAGCUUUGUAUUUGUUUGAAAUAGAAAAUCAGAUUUUGUUGUUACAUUCCUUUUUCUUAGGAGUUUCUCUGAGUGAUAUUGAAAAAGUUCUGGAUCAAAGGUCACUCAAGGUUAGACGACGUCCUGGUAAUGCAAAACCUGGCAAAUUGUCUCCCCAUAAUGGCCAUUCUAUAACCAAGACAAAAGUACAUGCUCCUGCCCAAGCUAACUCAUCUACAGUCAGUGCACAAAACUCUGUUUUAAGAAGCUUUGAUUUUGAGCUUCUUAGUGAUAAGGAAUUACAAGAUCUUUGUAAACGUCCUGCAGUGGUUGACAAAGAGAAACUAGAAGCUAUUGUGGGACCAAUUUUGACCAAUGUGCGAACUUAUGGAGACAAGGCUUUGCUGGAAUUAACAGAAAGGUUUGAUAAAGCUAAGCUGAGCAGCCCUGUGAUCAACAUGUCUGCCACAGAUGAACCGGUUCUUGAUAAGGAGGUCAAAGAUGCAAUUGAUUUGGCUUACAACAACAUCUACAAAUUCCAUAAGGCACAACUUGACCUGGAGCCUCUUGUGGUAGAAACAUGCAAGGGUGUGGUGUGCUCUCGACAUGUUCGGCCCAUUGAAAGAGUGAGUAAACACUUCAAAAUUCUAUCUUGUGGUUAAAUUAGCUGGUAUGGUGUGCUCAUGGUAUUUAUAGCAGUUCAGCAUUGCUGAAUGAACAAUAAAUCAAUUGUAUUCCAUCUGAUAUCAGUCAAGGGGAUCUUGUUUUUCUGGAAGUUCUUUCCUCUUAUUUCAACUCAAACAGAAGUCUUCUUCAAUUUGUUUUUGAUUUAUUUGGAGGUCUGUUAAGGGUCAUGCACUGCCAAUCCCUUCAUAGUUUGCUGGUUAACAGCUCUUGUUUGAAAUUUGUUUGUUGCAGGUUGGCUUGUAUGUUCCUGGUGGUAGUGCUGUUUUGCCAUCAACUGCUCUUAUGCUGGGUAUUCCAGCCCAGGUAGCAGGGUGCAAAGAGGUUAUUCUGGCCACCCCACCCAAGCAGGAUGGUUCAGUUUCUCUUGAAAUCCUUUACAUUGCAAAGAAAGUUGGUGUCUCCAAAAUAUUACUAGCAGGUACUGAAAUUAUUGGUCAUGGAAAGAAAACAGUAUCAGAGGUUGCAUUUGAUCAGGUGUUUGUGUUAUCCUAUUGUUGAAUGCAAUAAACCUGAAUGCUUCAGGUUCAUUGAGAUUCUUAAUUUUUUCGAGGAAAAAAUUGAACCUUUGAAUUUUACUUUUUUUUUUAAGUAAUUGAGCUCAGCACCAAAGGAUUUUUAUUUUUGAGUCAGGUGGGGCUCAAGCGGUGGCAGCAAUGGCUUAUGGAACAAAAAGUGUUCCUAAAGUGGACAAACUGUGUGGUCCAGGGAACUCAUUUGUAACUAUGGCCAAAAUGUUGGUGCAAAAUGAUAGCUCAGCUUGUGUCAGUAUUGAUAUGCCUGCAGGACCAUCAGAAGUUAUGGUGUGUAAAAUCAAUAUUAGUUACUUAGUAACUCUAAGUGAAAAAGAAUCCAUUGGAGUUCUGUUAUCUUGAAUCCGAAAAAGGAUAUGUCAGAUAUAUUAAAUAUAUCUAUAAACUAAAGCCUAACCCUAAGGCCCAGAGGCUGGUCAUUGUUUCUUAGGGACCCAAGCAGGGCUUUUCAAUGGUGUCAUACACUGCCAUCGUGAAUGUAGAGGCACACCGUAAUACUUUUUUGUUCAACUACACUUAUAAUUAUUCUAAAUUUUAACUAGUUUCUCAUUUGGGUAGCAGUGAUGGGGGUUGGUGUGCAUGUCACACCCACAGUAGAGCUCUACCCCCAUCCUUCGGUGCAAAACACUCAGUAUCUUGUCUUUCUCUGGUGCCAUUAGUAAUGGUACAAUCAUUAUAUCACUUUAUUUUGUAUCCUGGGUACUCCAUGCAUCUUUGCUUCAGUUUUUUAUAUAUCUAUCUUGUUCUUCUGUAAUCAACAGGUCAUUGCUGAUGCAAUUGCAGAUCCCUCAUUUGUGGCAGCUGAUCUGUUGUCCCAGGCAGAGCAUGGAACAGACAGUCAAGUGGUGUUAGUAGCUGUUAAUUUGAGUGACAACCAGCUUGCCAUGAUUCAGGUGACAGAUUAUAUUUUUAUUUUUACCUGAUAAGUUUGAGUAUUCAGAUUAUUUGUUUGCUGGAUAAUAUAUGGAUAUUUUAGGGAGACAUUACAUGUAAAUCACUUUUUCUAGUUCAAGGGUUAAUUUGCCCUUAGGUGGUUAUUAAGUGAAAGAGCAAAACAUGGAUUUGUUUUGGCAAAAAAAUGUAGUCUUCAUAAGAUAUUUAAUUGGUGCCUCAUUAAUAUAUAGUUUAUUUUUUCAUAAUUUUUUAGAGUCAAGUGGAUGCUCAAGCAAAGAAACUGCCUCGGGAAAAAAUUGUCAGAGAGUCUCUCUCAAAGAGUUUUGUAAUAAAAGUGUCAAAUAUGAGUCAGGCUCUGUGCUUCAGUAACAAAUAUGCUCCAGAACAUCUCAUCAUUAACACAAAGGUUUGCUAAUGGGCAAGAUACUUUGAAUGUUGUUCCAAGUGUGUGAGCCCACCAGUUGUACAAACAUACCGUGGUAUAAGAUUUAAUCAUGGAUAACUGCUUUGAAGCUUAGAGUUGCAAGCAUAUUAAAAGGCAUAAUAAGAGGCGUAAGGGCUUCUUCCUGUCCUGUGUGACUCAUGUGCCUUGUAUGUUUAAAUCUAACUUAACCCUCUACACCCUAAAAUUAGUAUGCAUAUUCUCCAAACUCUUCUAUAUACAUUUCCUGUAAUAUAGUAGGGAGAGUUUGCCUGACAAUUGGGAGCUUCUUGAGUUUGCAAUCAUUUCCUUCAUUCUCUGUUUCAUUUCCUGACACUGUUGGGAGAAAUUAGAUCCUUAUCACUCCUGUGGGGUAAAGGGUUAACAGGCAAUAAGAGAAGUUUGAAGAAGCCUAUAUCAUAUAGAGGAGGGGAAAAAUUAAAUUAACAAUCACAACCUUGCUGAAAUAAUUUUUUUCCCUUUAAAUUGUUUUAAUAUCAUAUAAUUUGUUUGCUUUCUAGAAUGCUGAAGAUUCUUUAAAAGAUAUACAGAAUGCAGGGUCUGUAUUUCUUGGGCCAUAUUCUUCAGAGAGUUGUGGAGACUAUGCAAGUGGUACAAACCACACCCUUCCAACAUAUGGCUAUGCACGCAUGUACAGUGGUGUAUCAACAGCAUCAUUCCAGAAACAUAUCACAGCCCAGCAUGUAACAGAGGAGGGUUUGGCUAACAUUGGACCAGCAGUGGCAACACUUGCUGCUGUGGAGAAACUUGAUGCUCACCGUAAUGCAAUUUUGAUCAGGCAGAAACAGAUAAAUGUCUGAUUGUAGAAAUUUAUAGUGCCAUUUGAGAGUGUCAGUAUGAACUGUUACUUUUAUAAUCUAAAUAAAAUCAAUAAAAUAAGAUAAGUAUUUUCCUAGGAGUUCAAGGCUUAUUAAGCUUUAUAAACCAUUGAGGAACACUUGUUAGAAUAGAGUGUUAUGGUCUACAGCUAAUUGUACAUGUUAGUUAGAGUUGAAAAUUCUAACCUUUAAAGAGAAA